AUGAAGCUGGCGAAGCUCCCUUCUGGUUUCUCUCGCGGCUGCUUUUUUUUCUACGGAUAUGGUCGUGCCGGCAUUGAUUCGUCGGACAAGCCACUGGAAGAAGACGGCGGUUGGAUUCGACUCCCUUUCGUGUUCGGCGAGGGCGCUUUACUAGCCAAUGUCACAAUUGGCAAUCCCCCGCAAGUGGUCGCUUUUGCUCUAGAUACUGGUUCAGCAGACAUCUGGGUGGAGAGCGCGGCGAACCCCUUCUGUGAAGAACUUGAGGCUGCCGGUGCUGCACGGACGUGCGCAGGGAAGACCUUUAACUCUUCCACAUCUUCGACCUUCAAUAGCAUCCCCAAUGAGUUUUAUAUUCAAUAUUUCGAUAAAACUUAUGGUCAAGGUCUCUAUGCAACUGAUACUUUUGGGAUCGGUGGCGCGACGCUGUCGAAUCAGACGUUCGCUGUAGCGAGCAAAGGAAAUCUCACUCAUGGUGUCAUUGGACUGGGUUACGAGUUCACAGAAAGCUCAACUACUACCUAUGAAUAUUCUGGAAUUUUGCGCUCUCUGAGGGAACAGAGAUAUAUCGGUGCUAUGGUCUAUUCGCUCUAUACCAAUGAUUUGUUCACGGAGGGCAAUAUUCUAUUCGGUGGCAUCGAUCGGGCAAAAUACGACGGCGACUUGGUGCCGUUGCCCAUGGUGCCAGAUAUCGAUGGAUAUUACACACAUGUGGGCAUUGAACUUCAAUCUCUCCAGCUAGAGUUUCCGGAUAAGAAGACUCACACCUUCAAUUCGAGCAUCAAUUUACCCUUUCUUGCUGAUUCGGGCACCACUCUGCUGCAAUUUCCGACUGAUAUUUUUAUGAGCAUCGUCGAUUACUUCGGGGCCGAGUACAACUCCACCAUCGGCUUUUACACAUUCACUGGCUGUUCCAAAUAUGUGCCAUUUGAGUCAGAUCAAUACAGCAACUAUUCUAUGGUUUUUGGCUUUGAUGGUAUAACCAUCAAAGUAACAUUGGAUUACUUGGUCAACUUUGUUAGUGCCGACGACCACGAUCUCUGUCAAAUCAUUAUCAGCUAUACGGAUGAUCCAAGUUAUUAUAUUCUUGGAGAUACGUUCCUCAAUUCAGCCUACGUGGUCUACGAUUUUGGAUACAACAGGGUUUUUCUAGCCCAAGCUAAUUUUGAUGUUGAGAACGAAGAUAUUGUUGCGGUUCGUAAAGGUCUGGGCAAAAAUGCGAUUGCGGAUGCUAUCGCUUCCUAGAGACUUUUUGUUUUUUCGGACUGUUUGGAAGUAUAUUCUCGAGUGUCAAUAAGACGCAUAAUGUUGUGAUAUUUCGUUGUUCAGCCACGCGACUGAAAAAGAACUUCCGGAGUUUUCUGUUAUUUUUACUGUAUAAAUAUAUUUCUGAACUCAAUAAGUUUCCAACUGGC
Molecule: messenger RNA, 1412 nt
Organism: Myxozyma melibiosi
Lineage: Eukaryota; Fungi; Ascomycota; Lipomycetes; Lipomycetales; Lipomycetaceae
Product: aspartic peptidase domain-containing protein
Exons: 2
Coding region: 1-1242 (413 amino acids)
Biological process (GO): proteolysis
Molecular function (GO): aspartic-type endopeptidase activity
Source: RefSeq, a predicted model, not a curated record